Mesocricetus auratus (golden hamster) is the source of this 2717-nucleotide messenger RNA. It is a transcript of the gene Dmpk, whose product is annotated as DM1 protein kinase. Gene Ontology annotation, biological process: actomyosin structure organization; peptidyl-threonine phosphorylation. The coding region runs from base 162 to 2033 and encodes 623 amino acids. The record is from RefSeq and is a predicted model, not a curated record. The transcript has 15 exons. Gene Ontology annotation, molecular function: ATP binding; protein serine/threonine kinase activity. Gene Ontology annotation, cellular component: cytoplasm; cytoskeleton. NCBI's taxonomy places the organism in Eukaryota, Metazoa, Chordata, Mammalia, Rodentia, Cricetidae.
GAGGCCUCAGCCUUAGAACUGGCCAGAGGGACCCAAGGGAUAGUCAGGGACAGGCGGACAUGCAGCCAGGGUUCUGGGGCCUGGACAGGGGCGGCCAGGCCCCGUGACGGGAAGACCCCGAGCUGCGGCCCGGGGAGGGGCCAUGGUGCUGCCUGCCCAGCAUGUCAGCCGAGGUGCGGCUGAGGCAGCUGCAGCAGCUGGCGCUGGACCCCAGCUUCCUGGGGCUGGAGCCCCUGCUCGACCUUCUCCUGGGCGUCCACCAGGAGCUGGGCGCCUCCCACCUAGCCCAAGACAAGUAUGUGGCCGACUUCUUGCAGUGGGUGGAGCCCAUUGCAGCACGGCUUAAGGAGGUCCGGCUGCGGAGGGACGACUUUGAGAUUCUGAAGGUGAUUGGCCGCGGGGCAUUCAGUGAGGUAGCGGUGGUGAAGAUGAAGCAGACGGGCCAGGUGUAUGCCAUGAAGAUCAUGAAUAAGUGGGACAUGCUGAAGAGAGGCGAGGUGUCGUGCUUCCGGGAAGAAAGGGACGUCUUGGUGAAAGGGGACCGGCGCUGGGUCACGCAGCUGCACUUCGCCUUCCAGGAUGAGAACUACCUGUACCUGGUCAUGGAAUACUACGUGGGCGGGGACCUGCUAACGCUGCUGAGCAAGUUUGGGGAGCGGAUCCCCGCCGAGAUGGCGCGCUUCUACCUGGCCGAGAUUGUCAUGGCCAUAGACUCGGUGCACCGGCUGGGCUACGUGCACAGGGACAUCAAGCCAGACAACAUCCUGCUGGACCGCUGUGGGCACAUCCGCCUGGCGGACUUCGGCUCCUGCCUCAAGCUACAGCCGGAUGGGAUGGUGAGGUCGCUGGUGGCUGUGGGCACCCCGGACUACCUGUCUCCUGAGAUUCUGCAGGCUGUGGGCGGAGGGGCAGGCAGCUACGGGCCCGAGUGUGACUGGUGGGCGCUGGGCGUGUUCGCCUAUGAGAUGUUCUACGGGCAGACUCCCUUCUACGCUGACUCCACAGCCGAGACGUACGCCAAGAUUGUGCAUUACAAGGAGCACUUGUCUCUGCCCCUAGCAGCCGCCGGCGUCCCUGAGGAAGCUCAGGAUCUCAUUCGGGGACUGCUGUGCCCCGCUGAGAUACGGCUGGGCCGAGGCGGGGCAGGCGAUUUCCGGAAGCAUCCGUUCUUCUGUGGCCUCGAUUGGGAGGGCCUGCGAGACAGUGUACCCCCCUUUGCACCAGACUUCGAGGGGGCCACGGACACGUGCAACUUCGAUGUGGUGGAAGACCGGCUCACUGCCAUGGUGAGCGGGGGCGGGGAGACCCUGUCGGACAUGCAGAAAGACAUGCCACUUGGGGUCCACCUGCCUUUCGUGGGUUACUCCUACUCCUGUGUGGCCCUCAGAGACACUGAGGUCCCGGACCCCACCCCUAUGGAACUGGAGGCCCUGCAGUUGCCCGAGGCAGACUUGCAAGUGCUUAGCUUGGAGCCUCCAGUGUCGCCCCCGGAUCCAGUGGCCCAAGUGGCGGAGCCAGCUGCUGUCCCCGCAGCUGAGGCAGAGACCGUGGUGACGCUGCGGGAGCUCCAGGAAGCCCUGGAGGAGGAGGUUCUCACCCGGCAGAGCCUGAGCCGCGAGCUGGAGGCCAUCCGCACUGCCAACCAGAGCUUCUCCAGCCAACUGCAGGAGGCCGAGGUCCGGAACCGGGACCUGGAGGCUCACGUCCGUCAGCUGCAGGAGCGGAUGGAGAUGCUGCAGGCUCCGGGAGCCCCAGCUGUCAUGGGGGUCCCCGGUCCCUGGGCCACGGAUCCACCUUCCCAUCUAGAUGGCCCCCCGGCCGUGGCUCUGGGCCAGUGCCCGCUGGUGGGGCCAGGCCCCAUGCACCGCCGUCACCUGCUGCUCCCUGCCAGGGUCCUUAGGCCUGGCCUAUCCGAGGCGCGUUGCCUGCUCCUGUUCGCCGCUGCUCUGGCUGCUGCCGCCACACUGGGCUGCACUGGGCUGGUGGCCUGUGUCCCAGUCUGGUGUUUCCCGGGAGCCACCUUCGCCCCCUGAGCCCUGAGACUCCAGCCACCUUUCAUCUAGACGCCCGCGGACAGCCGGCUGACUUGGGACCGGCCCAGAGCGUCUCUGCGCCCAAAUCUCCCCUCCAGCCACCCCCUCCACGCCUCUGCGAGCUUGGGUCCCCACCCGGCUCCUCUCCCGUGAUCCGGGCCCGCCCCCUGGCGGCCGGGGAGGGAGGAGCAGGACCCGUGCGCAGGAACCCGGUUCCUGCAGGGCUGGCGGCUUCGACGCGGGGACAUUCGCCGACCACUCUUCUUCGCUCAGCCCCGACGUGGAUAGGCAAACUGCUCAGGCCGUCCGAUGUCACGCUUCCCGCCUCCAGCCACUGGUCACAAACCGUAAACGCUUGCGCACCAGCCCCUGACCUCGGGGACGUCCCGUUCCCACAGCAGACGAUCAGCACGACCUCGGCCAGCUCCCUCGGGAGCCUUCGGCUUCGGGCAGCUCCGCCUCUAGGGGUUGCUACGACCCCUUCCUCACAAGCGCCGCCGUCGGAGUCACGGCUGCACGCACACGUCCCCCAAAGCAGUGUGGGUAUUUAUUGACCUUGUCCUCCGGCUCACUGGCAGACUCCGGGACCCACGUUUUGGAUGCACUGAGACUCGACAUUCCUCGGUAUUUAUUUUGUCCCCACCCCCGAGCCUGGCGAAUAAAGUACUUUCCGGUCUGCCCGAA